AUGAAAUCCAAAGUUAUUGUCGGUGGACAAAAUGCGCUUGGUAAGGAAUUUCCUUACAUGGCGGCUUUGGGAUUUGUGCAAGACAAUAAAGUACUUUGGAGCUGCGGAGGAACUCUAAUUAAUGAUAAAUUCAUAUUGACAGCAGCGCAUUGUACUAAUUCCAGAGAUUUUGGACAAGUGAAGUUCGUAAGACUUGGUGACUUAAACUUGAUCCUGAACACGGACGAUGCUUCUCCUCAGAUGUUCGAAGUAAAACGGAUUUUGAAACAUCCCAAAUACAGAUCAUCUUCGCAUUACCACGAUAUUGCUUUGAUUGAAUUGGAUAAAACUGUAAAGUUUACUUCUUACACGGAACCAGCAUGUUUAAAUACGCCGAUCUCGAAUCGUUCGAACGAUAACUUUAUUGCCAUUGGUUGGGGUCACACUUCUUUUGGUGGUGAUACCAGUGAUGUUCUUCAAAAAGUUGAAUUAAAGGAAAAAACUAAUGAUGAAUGUAAUCAAAGGUAUAAGACUAAUAGGAAACUUCAAUCGGGAAUUGUGCAUGAUUGGCAGCUCUGCGCAAACGCUCCAAAUAGAGAUACUUGUCAAGGCGAUUCCGGUGGACCUUUGUCUAUAAAAGAGGAGAAGUAUCAUGUCGUUCAUGGAAUCACUUCGUUUGGGAAAGCUUGCGGUGUUGCACCAGGAGUUUACACCAGAGUUUCUAACUAUGUAGGAUGGAUCGAGGAUAAUGUAUGGCCUCAAAAAUAG
Molecule: messenger RNA, 747 nt
Organism: Nicrophorus vespilloides
Lineage: Eukaryota; Metazoa; Arthropoda; Insecta; Coleoptera; Silphidae
Product: serine protease snake-like
Exons: 5
Coding region: 1-747 (248 amino acids)
Biological process (GO): proteolysis
Molecular function (GO): serine-type endopeptidase activity
Source: RefSeq, a predicted model, not a curated record